UAUACCAGUCCGGUGUUUCUAUGCAGCGGGUGACUCUAGGAGCUUUUUCAAAUAUUUAUGACUUAUGGUUAUGGCUACUAGCAGCACCGCGGCGGCCGCAGAGCCUCCUGGGUUAGAAACACAGCGGCGAGAAAUCGAGAGUUUAAUCCAGAACCAGGAGCUCCGGCUCGGGGACUGCUGGUAUCUGGUGGGCAGAAGAUGGUUCGGGUUGUGGAACGAGUACGUGAAGAGCGGCGAUCAGAACUCCCCGUCAUUUCCUGGAAAGAUCGAUAAUACAGACCUGUUUGAUGAUUUGGACUCGUACAGGCUGAAAGAGAGGCUGGUAGAAAGCGAGGACUUCAUCCUGGUCCCAGCAGAAGCCUGGCGUAAACUGCUGUCAUGGUACGGCAUGGUGGAUGACCAGCCUGCUCUUGAAAGAAAGGUCAUCGAUCUUCCCAGUACACUGAAAGUUGAGAUCUAUCCUGUGGAAAUCUUCCUGUGUCUGCACAGUGACAUGGACAGCAUGGUAACGGCCCAGUUCAGCCGAGCAGACACCAUACUCAGCAUUCAGAAGGUUAUACAGAGGGAGUUUGAGGUAGCGGAGGACGCUGAACCACGGCUGUGGAUGAAAAGCUCUGAUAACAACUGCGAGAGGCUACGAAACCUCCACAUGACUGUGCUGGAUGCUUGUCUGAACACGGGCAUGACAGUGAUCAUGGAGAUGAGGAAUGCAGAUGGCACAUGGCCCAGCUCCAGACCUCAGAUCAUGAGGAACUCUAUGGAGGAGCAGGACAUGUACCGAGGGCAGCCUGGAGUGUGUGGUCUCACUAACUUGGGCAACACCUGCUUCAUGAACUCUGCUCUACAGUGUCUGAGCAACACACCCCCGCUGACGGAGUACUUCCUGAGAAACCUGUACCUAGACGAGCUGAACUUCACUAACCCUCUGGGCAUGAAGGGUGAGAUCGCAGAGGCCUACGCCGACGUCAUCAAGCAGAUGUGGUCAGGGAGACACUAUUCUGUAGUGCCACGUGUUUUUAAAACCAAGGUGGGCCAUUUUGCAUCCCAGUUCCUGGGUUACCAGCAGCACGACUCCCAGGAGCUUCUGUCCUUCUUGCUGGACGGCCUGCAUGAGGACCUGAACCGCGUCAAGAACAAAGAGUACAUUGAGCUCAAGGACGCAGACGGCAGACCAGACCAGGAAGUGGCAGAUGAGGCAUGGUGUAACCACAGGCGACGGAACGACUCUGUGAUCGUGGACACGUUUCACGGCCUCUUUAAAUCCACACUGGUCUGCCCUGAGUGCAAAAAGGUGUCUGUGACCUUUGACCCUUUCUGCUACUUGAGUGUUCCCCUGCCAGUCAGCAAGGAGAGGGUCAUGGAGGUGUUCUUUGUUUCCCUCGACCCGCUGGCCAAACCUGUGCAGUACAGAGUGGUUGUGCCCAAAGCUGGCCGAGUGAUGGACAUAUGCACUGCUCUGUCUCAAGCCACCGCUAUCUCAGCAGAAAAGAUGGUAGUGGCAGAUGUAUUCAACCAUCGCUUCUACAAGAUUUAUCACGCUGAUGAGUCUCUCAGCCUUAUACUGGACAGAGAUGACAUCUUUGUGUACGAGCUGAACAGCACCGGCACUGUGGAUCAGGAUGAGGAGGAGGUGCUGCUGGCUGUGUACAUGCGGGAACGCUCCAACUACAGAGACUACAGCUCAGGGGGAAACAACUACAGCACGUCACUGUUCGGCCACCCGCUGCUAAUGGCUGUGCCUCGUGCACAGUGCACCAGAGACGCCCUUUACCAGCUCUUUCUCCAGCGCCUCAUACGAUAUGUGCAUCAGCCAGACUCGACAGAGGAAGUGGAGGAGGAAGAGGAAGAGGAAAACGGUAGCGAAGAGAAUGACGAAGAAGAUGAGAUAUACAAAAAUCAGACCAAUGGACUGAGUGGUGAUGAGGCUGAGGAACAGUCUGAGGAGGCAGGGCCAUCCAAGACAGGAGAGCCUCCUCAGCAGAACAGCACCCAGUCAGAAGCGAGCCCCAGCAGCGAAGGAGAGGAGAAAGUGGAGGAUGAGGAGUCGAACAGCGAAGCCGACAGGGGCAGCAGCACAGAGGAGGGCCAAUCAGCAUGCGGCAGCACGGACAACAACUCCCAAGAUGCAGGAGACGGGGAACAGGCUGCUGCAGCAGAAACUUCUGGGAAAGAGGAUGAGGAUGGAGAAGAGGAUGACGGAGAGUGUGGUGAGCCCGUUGCUCAGGCGAAGAAGACGAGUAGACGGUGUUGUGCUGAGAAAAGAAAGAAGCCGCUCUUCACUAUACAGGCUGUGAACUCCAACGGCACCACAGAUCGAGGCAUUGGGGACGGAAACAGCACACUUUCCUUCAACAAUCAGCUGUAUGUGGCCAUUGACUGGGACCCUGACAUGAAAAAGAAAUAUUACGAUGACACCGAGGCAGAGAAAUAUGUCAAGGACAAGAGCAUGGACAUCCCACAGCAGCAGACCACAGUGCAUCUGCAGGAGUGUAUCGAACUCUUCACCACUGUGGAGACACUCGAGGAAGAAAAUCCCUGGUACUGUCCAACGUGUAAGAAGCACCAGCUCGCCACUAAGAAGCUGGAUCUGUGGUCUCUUCCUGAGGUUCUCAUCAUCCACCUGAAACGCUUCUCCUACACCAAGUACUCCCGUGAGAAGCUGGACACCAUCGUCGACUUCCCUCUCCGAAAGCUGGACUUCUCCGACUGCCUCUUGAGGAAGACAGGGAGAGACUCAGAGCCUCCCAGCAGAUACGACCUCAUCGGCGUGUCUAACCACUACGGCGGGCUCAGAGACGGACAUUAUACCAGCUACGCUCGGAACAAGGACAACGGCCAGUGGUAUUAUUUUGACGACAGUAAGGUGACCUACGCAAAAGAAGAACAAAUUGUGACCAACGCUGCCUACCUUCUGUUCUACCAGCGCCAAGACAAGAUCCGGCACCCCACCCUCGCCCCGCCUGACAAUCACGUCGCUUCCACCAAUCACGACGGACCGGGCGGGGCCAUGGAGAUAGACUGACACAGCUCUGUUUAUUUGUUUGUUUAUUUGUUUUCCUCCUUUCUUUCUUUCUUGCAUUCCAUCCUUCCAACUCCCUCAAUAUAUCUCCGUUCUCUCCUCCUCUCAGGUUAAUGAGGGAAUGUUUUUAAUUCCUUUUUUUUUUUUUUUUUGUGCAAAGAAAAAAAAACUUGAAUCUUCUGCCUUUUCAUUACCCAGGACAGGAAGUGAGAGGCAGAGGCUAGUGUCUCAGGCUGGUGCAGAGGCAUCAUGGGUAAAGGCUGUAGUUAUUCCUUCACGAGAAGCUGCAGGAACAAGUUCGUCUAGUCGAGGCAAUUUCAGAUAUGUGCUUCAGUUUGAUGCUGGCUUGAGAAUCUGCGUUGCUCUGGAGUGCAGCCAAGCGUUUGUGAACUUUGCGUCACUUGCUGCUUCUUCUGAAUUUCAGAGCGCGAUACGCUGCUUUUUUUCCCCUCAUGCAUGAUUUACACCUUUUGUUCAUAAAUAUGUAGAGCUGUCACAGGUAAAAGAGCUGCACUCUCACUUUAUACCUUUUAGCACACAAUAUUUAGACACAUAGAUGUCCUCGUUUUACCUGAUUGUACUAAAACUUCAAUUUUCAUUACAUUAAAGGAGUACUCCAGACUUUUCAACCUAAACUCUUAAAUUUAUCACAUUUGAAGUGUAUGAACGAUUAUUAAGAAACAAUCAUUGCAACACCUCUCGCUGUACUAGCUGUAAACUGGUUUACCUCAACCUGACUUAUAACCGAAGUCUAAGGGCAGUUGUUGAACUGUAAAAUACGAGACGAUAGAAACCGCGGCGGUUAGACUCUAAGAAUAAAGGAUUUAAAACGAGACGCAUGACUGAACGUCUUAUCGAAGCUGUUCUUGUGGAGAUUUAUCCACCUUUAAACACUGGAGCAAUAUAGUAAAAAGCUGCUCGGAUGGUUUACACUUUCCGGAAGGUUUUGCAAUCUCUGUGCACCAUUAGGUGGAAACUGAGGCACUGCGACCUUUUUACUAACAACACUUUUAUUUUACCGACACCUUUGACAAAGUAAUCCAUAAAAGCGCUUUACAGAAACAGUGUUUCUCAUAAAUGUUUCUUGAUGCCACAACAACUGCCCUUAGACUUCCAUUACAAGUGAGUUUUGGGUCAACAUGUCGUAAACAAGGGAACAUUUUGAAAUUGUUUGUAGUAAUCACACAUGCGUUACAGAUGCAGUGAGUAGAAAUUAGUUUUUAAAAAAAAAAAAAAAAAACUCUGGAGUAUCUAUUUAAUCUGUGUUUAGUGUAUUAGGUUUCAGCAUUUAGUGGCUUUUGAUUCCUUUCCAGCUAAAUGCUACUGGAGUACUGGAGCCAGACGUUUUAAAGAUACCAGCAUCACCUUAGAUUCUUCUCCAAAGCUAUGCUUCAGACUUGGAUGAAAAGACAUGUCUAGUUGUACCCUCUUUUUACAAAUUAAUCAUUUAACUACACACUCUUUGGACCUAAGGGUUUAUCUAUAAAGCUAAAACGAAUGCCUAGCUUCAGACACAUAUCAAGCCUCGUUUUAAACUGAGUGACACUGUAAAUCUUUUCAAGGUGUAAAUUGGGUUUAGCAGGAAAUAGGAUUUAUUUAUGACAUCCUUUAAAUUCUGUGCAACCAAAAUGACCCUGGACAUCUUUUUAAAAGCUUUUGGCUUCAGACUGUGUAUCUGUAACCUCAGUGCUUUUGCUUUGGCAUGGUUUUGAUUUUGCAGAUGGAGACUGAGUACAUCACACAGGUUAUCAUGCUAGUAUGGCUAAUAACAAUGAACAAAAGCUACUAGACAAGUGCCACUUAGCCCUCCAUUACUAAUAUUUUAUGAGCUGUAGCUAAAGUUAAAACACAUUAGGCCUACGUUUAAUUUGACUUAUAGUGUCAGGCCAAAUGUUUUGAGGGAAAACAUCAAAUGCUGGGCUUAAUUUGUGUCUGCAGAAAAGCUGGCACUCAGUUCAUACUGAAUAUGUAAUUACUCUUAAUUCCUGUCCACCAAAAAUGACUUUGUCCUCAAUUUAGAGAGGCUUUAUAACGAUUUUAGCUACAGACUGUGUCUCUGUAACCUCCGUGCUUUUUCUCUGGGUUGAUUUCGCAGACACAGGCGAUCGAAAGCGCUUCACACAUUCAUGCUAACAUGGCAGUGAACAGGCGUUACUGUGGAACUGUGUAGCAUGCUAAUUAGUGUUCAUUCGCUAAUGUUGGAGUUAAAAGGCUGUAGAUUUCCUUUAAAUCUGCCCUUCCCUGAUUUAUACGUAAUUUAGGGCCAGUUUGUGUGUUUUAAAAUUUCGGCUCUGUGUUUGUCUUUGCUUAUGUGCACUAUAUAGGGUAUAGGGAAGAAUGAUGCAGCCUUUGCAGUGUGUUUUAAGUAGAGCGCCAUCUGAGAUUAAUUUUCAGUUUAAACAAAAAAAAAAGAGGGACCAAAAAGACCAGACAGACUGAUGGAUCAUCAGAACUGUGGAUCUUGGGUCAGUUUUUCCAGGAAACUUUUUUUUUUUUUUUUAAUUUCAACCAAAAAGCUACCUUUGCUAAUAAUGAAUAAAACGUAGAGUUCAGUCAGCGUUGCGCGUGACAUCACGGCUGUGUUGUCGUUUUAUUCACCGUUAGCCACGUUAGCAUUUUCACCUGAACGUUUCUUUUUCUCUCGGUGAUAUCAGGGAUAUAUGUCAGAAACUGUUGCAAUAAAAGUUCUGUGAAAAUUCGUAAAGUAUUUUUUAGGCGAAUGUAAGAAAACAACUUUGCAUAGUCUCACUCGUGAUCUAUUUAUUUUUCUUAACUGCCGAGUGACUGAUUCACGUCGUCGAAGCUUCGAUCUUCCAUAACUGUGUUUUUUUUUUUUUUUCCUCCUGUUCUCGUUAUCUUUGAUCGUUUUGGAAAAGACGCUCUGUUGCAGGACACAAACAGAGAAGAGAUCUAUUUUUCAGCAAGACGUUGUAUUUUAAGCACAGACAGAUUUAACAGGAUAUAAAUAUUAUUGACUUUUCAUCAUUUGUGUGCAAUUUCUAUUGAACUCCUUGGAGCGAUGAGAAUGUUGUUUGGUUGUGUUUUUUUUGUAAAAGUGCUUUCUGGAUAGAGCUCUUAAUGAUUUUUAAAAUGCAUCUGUACAGUAUUUUUGUAUUGUAAUAAAUAUCUUUGAUUAUUGCAGAUUGAAUGCAGGGACAGGGUGAGCUUUUAUUUUACUUUAAGAGAUGGAAUAUAUAAUUGUAUACUUCAAUUUUGAUAUGAAUAAAUGAGAACUGUAUAUUAGUGAAAUUUUAUAUUUGUGCACUGUACGAAUUUGACUUUCAUCACCUCAUGUACUUGUGACGUAUAAUCAGGGGUUUUUAUAAAGAAGCUACAUUACAGCAAAACCUUCAGCAUGUCCCUUAACUACACACUGUUAAGAUUUUUGGAUUUCAAAAUUACUUGUUGAAAUUUUUGAAUCUGCUUCUACAGCGAACGUAUUUGUACUUUAAUCAACAUCACUGCAUUUUUCACAUCACUCUGUCUUUCGUAUUUACAUGUUGAAUGAAUACGUCAAGCCAUGAUUUUUUUUAAAAAUGAUUUCCUGGUCCUGGACAUUGUACAUUUUAUCCGUUUAUAGUUACAUUUAAUGUUGUGGAAUGUCUGCGAUACAACACAGGAUAAACAGUCGUUCCCAUUACUUUCUCUUGAAGUUAAUAAGAAAAAUAAAUGCAGCUCGUUUUCAGAGAAACUACAAAAUGCAGCAUUACAAAGUUCCAGUUUUACCUCUGAGUGUUACAAAGCGCUUGGCACUGGAGACUCCUUCCAAAAAUGUUAAAUAAACAUCUCCUUGCUGAAAACUUCA
Pangasianodon hypophthalmus (striped catfish) is the source of this 6824-nucleotide messenger RNA. It is a transcript of the gene usp11, whose product is annotated as ubiquitin specific peptidase 11. The transcript is spliced from 21 exons. Bases 65 to 3022 code for a protein of 985 amino acids. The record is from RefSeq and is a predicted model, not a curated record. Gene Ontology annotation, biological process: protein deubiquitination. Gene Ontology annotation, molecular function: cysteine-type deubiquitinase activity. Lineage: Eukaryota; Metazoa; Chordata; Actinopteri; Siluriformes; Pangasiidae.